UUGAGGAGGACACUGCCUGACGCAAACACCAAACAACCAGCACCAGCCAGCACAGCACGAUUAUCAUCGUCGUUGCGACGAUGUCGUCACCGCUGUUGGCGCUCGCGCUCGCACUUGCUCUCCUCUCUAGUGGCAGCCAUGGCAAGCACAACAAUGUUCACAGCAGACGUGGCAGCACGGGGGAAGAAGUGUGCGCUGUACUUGCUGGGUCGGGGUGCAGUGGUACGAAUAGCAUCAGUGACUGGACCAUGGCGGCUCGUAGCCUCCCCUUUCGAGUGACAAACAGCACACUCCAGCAUGCAGCAAACAUUGGGGUUGCACCAUCCAUGUUUGGGGGAGCUCGAGCGUCAGACACACCGUCUGCUCCACAGGCACGCGGAAAGCAACGGCGGCGCCGACGACGCCAGAAGAAAGUCACGGCGUUUCGCGUGCCUGACUCACAUGUCUUGCGACAGACCCACGAGGAGCUGUUGCCGUAUGGUGACUUGUCGCGUUGCACGAUUGACCGCGUGCCUGACCUCGACAAGCACACCUUCGACACGGUCUACAAGGGCAAGAAGCCCGUCAUCUUUGGGCGGCCAUACUCGGACCCAAAGCGAGGCGAAUCAGAUGAGUCAUGCCGUCGCUUCACCAGCAAGGAGAACAUCAGGGCGGAGGCCGACUGGCGGCCCGUGAUGCUGUUCAGUGUUUCUGGUCAGGCCCUGUUCCGUGGCAAGCCGUGGACCCUUGAUCGCUUCCUGGACUUUCAGGACCAGCAACCCAUCAACUACUCCACAAAUGCUGAACAUCAGUUUCAGAUCUUCAGUCGAGAGUUUGGCGAAUGGCCGGAGCUGAAAGACGCCUGCCACCACGACCCCAUCCUCAACAACCUCUAUCAACAAGAAAUGACGGUGGCUGAGGCUGGCCUGGGUGUGCCUGGGUUUGGUCUUCCCUGGCACUGGCACACGCGUGUUGCCGCGAACAAGAUCGUGCACGGGCGCAAACGGUGGUUCAUCAGUCUUGAGAAGGACAGGGUGCCCGGCAACGUGACAAACCCACGCAUGAUGCCAUGGCAGUGGCUCACCACCGUCCACCCGCACAUGAGCGACGAGGAGCGCGCAUUCCUCGCAGAGUGCACCGUCGAAGCAGGCGAGUACAUCUACGUGCCUGACGACCUUGACCACCAAACACUCAACCUCGAGCCGGGCGUCUUCGUCACAUAUGGACCAGCAGACGUUCACCACGCGGACGAACCCGAAGACAUGACACACGCACUCACGCCGACAAAGAUUGCGGUUGCGCGGGAGUGUUCACGGUCCAGCAGCAAGGCGACGGACGCCGACGAAACAGAACGCCGCUGUGCGCGCGCUGCCCAGUACUAUCCGCAGGAACAGGAGUUUCGCGCAUUUGGGGCGCUGGCAGCCUACGUGCUCCGUUCGGAGCCGAGCGUGACGCUUGCGUCAAUGCGCAGCCAUAUUGCGUCAUUACUGUACGCGGCGCAGGCCAACCCACGCGGUGCUGUGCGCGCAUAUGACGCGCUGUUACGCAUCCUCUUCUCCUUUGGCCAGUGCCACGACCUUGUUGUGCUGUACACGCACCUGGUGAGGGACGCAGACCAGGACAACACGCACAACCGCAUGCUGUUUGCCCUCUGCACGCGGCACUUGGAUCAGCAACAUCGGCAACAGCAACAGGAGAAGGAAGAUGGAUCGACAGCCAACGGCGAAGAGUCAUUGGGUGAGGAAGAUUCGGGCGCCAGUGGUUGUCUGCAGCUUGCUGUGGAGACGGGUGAACAACCAAGUCUCAGCACGUGCUCUCUUGACUGGUGGUUGUCUCGUGCAAACACCAAACCACGGUUGGCGCAGUUACUCUCUGCUAGCGAUGUGUACACUCCACUGGCUGUCGCCGCAGUCAGCCCCACACAGCCGUCCAGCCGCCCAGAUGACGCGAACAAGGCCAACGAGCAGGCGACCCGGGUCAUGAGAGACCUCCCACAGGCCGCACUCGCAUCUGCAGCCGCAUGCUUCCGCCACCCUUCAGUGGCAGCAACAACAGCAACAGCAUCGCCUUGCUUCGUUGAGGUGCAGGCGAUGGCCGACGACCCCCGGCGGCCGCGGUGGCAGCGAGAAGUUGCUGCGUGUGUACAGCAGGCGCGAGCACUCACGCAGCGCGACACCAUGACCAUGUCCCUCUCAGAGCGCUUCUUCCACCACUACGAGGUCCAUCGCGGCCUGUUGCUGCUCGAUGCACUUGACCUGCUCACUGCAGAGGAGCUGGUGUGGUGGCACACGCAGGUGCCGGUCUUCGACCAAGGCACGUUCAGGGGCCCGCACACAUACGCAGAGCGCCGCCACAUGGCCCGUGCCGUGUUGGGCAUGUCUGAACGCGAGUUUACGUUGUGGGGCAUGCAGAUGCAGCACGCCAUUGAGUUUGUGCUGAAUCAGCGGUUGGAUGUGAUGAAACGCGUACAUGAGACACUUCAGCGCCACCGCGAUGGAGGCGGCAGCGGCGAUCAGACAACCACGACGCUGUUUGCCGGCUUGACCCUGGCCGACAUCACCGCAGCACAAGCAGCCCUCAAGGAGCCAAAGCCAUCGCCACCAGCGCUCUUCCCACCGGCUGCCACUGCUACCCCUUCGAUGGAUGCAUCCGCCUCAACACCUGGUGCAGGAUCAUCGCCAGCAGCAGCGACAGCGGCAAAGGUGGCGUUUCCGUUUGAAGAGUGCGAGCAAGUUGGAUUGGCAGCAUCCCCGAGGCAAGCGUGUGCCAUGUGUUUGUUGGAAGGGUGUGCGUAUUGCCACGCGCUGGGCCGCUGCAUGUCUGACCAGAAACCAAACGUGUGCCCAGAUCGCAACGCAUUCAUCUCCAUCACGGCCACACCAACCUCCACAUGCCCGCCGCCCUGACGACGGGGGUUGUGCAUGGCCGUGCGCGCUCGUGUGCGCGUGUGUCAUGUGUAUGUACAUACAUAAAACAGAAUCACAGCAUGUGUGUGUGUGUGUGUGUGUGUGUGUGUGUGUGUGUGUGUGUGUGUGUGGGGAGGGGGCGCGAAGAAGGACUUGGCUCG
This is a messenger RNA of Salpingoeca rosetta, 3046 nucleotides long. RefSeq lists its product as uncharacterized. The record is from RefSeq and is a predicted model, not a curated record. Gene Ontology annotation, cellular component: cytoplasm. The transcript is spliced from 8 exons. NCBI's taxonomy places the organism in Eukaryota, Choanoflagellata, Craspedida, Salpingoecidae. Bases 81 to 2885 code for a protein of 934 amino acids.